Molecule: messenger RNA, 2183 nt
Organism: Misgurnus anguillicaudatus (oriental weatherfish)
Lineage: Eukaryota; Metazoa; Chordata; Actinopteri; Cypriniformes; Cobitidae
Gene: fip1l1a
Product: FIP1 like 1a (S. cerevisiae)
Cellular component (GO): mRNA cleavage and polyadenylation specificity factor complex
Source: RefSeq, a predicted model, not a curated record
UAACGUUAUUUGAUUUAUAUCUCUGAUUUGUUUAAUGCUGACCUGUACGAACGUAUCCUUUACUUGAUACAUAUUUUAUUAUAUUCGCAAUUAUUGUGAUUAUUGAAGUGUUGAUGGUCAAACUUCCUGCUUGUCCCACGCACGUGCGCGUGAAGUGCGUGUCACUCUGGUAACGCGCACCUGCUAGAUCAACGCACAGCGUGUCACUGUGACAGCUGCUACAACAAAACCAUUAAACUACUUUUAUCGAAUUUACCGACUUCACCCGAGGUUUACAUCUGAUCUGAGUGCAAAAUCCGGUGAUCAUGUCCACUACAGAGGUGGAAAAAACUGCUGAUGAGAGUGUUGAUGAAGAGACGGACUGGCUUUAUGGGGAUAAUUUUGCUGAUGAAGAGACUACAGAAAAAGAAGUCUUCAGUGCUCUCAUUGGUGAUGUUGAUGGUGUGAAUGAACUAAAUUAUCAGGAGAGUGAAUCAGAUAGUGAUGAUGAUGUGUGCGUGACCAUCGGGGACAUUAAAACAGGUGGAUCCCAGAGCUUAUCAUUAGGGUCCAGUUCAAUAAGUCUAAACAUAAAAUCCUCAGGCUGUAAGUCCAGAGUACUGGAAGUGGAUGCUGAAGGCAAUGUCCUGGAGACAGAUGGGGAGCCUUUUGAAGAGAAGCCAUGGAGGAAGCCAGGUGCAGAUCUUUCAGAUUAUUUUAACUACGGUUUUAAUGAGGACACCUGGAAGACGUACUGUGACAAACAUAGACGACUGCGCAUGAGCCUGGAGAUCUUGAGCUUGAGCUCAUCCGACAAAAUAACGGUCCAUCCAAGUUCCAGUGAUCUGUCAGAAUAUGCAUCCAUCUUAACCAGGAAGUCAAGCGGUACUAUCAAUGUUAUCGGAGGACAAACUGGGCCCAUCAGUCGAGUGGAAGGCCGAAGACGUCACGGCGCAGAUGAAAAUAACAUCCAGGUUGUGUCUGAGCAUUCCUCGGAUACAGAGCUACCUUCCCCAAAGCUGCUGCCCUUCUUUCCUCCAAAUAUUCCACCUCCACCUUUUCCUCCUCCCUCCAUCAGCACCACACCCCCUCUCAUACCCCCACCACCGCCUGGUUACCCUUUACCUCCUGGCGCCCCUCUGCCUAUGAUAAGGUCAGCAGCAUGCAGACGAGAGAGAGAGAAAAAAGUAACAAUGAGGGCGGUGGCGUAUAGAUACGGGAGAAGCUGCUGGCGAAUGUGUGCGGAUCAAUGCAAAUAUAGCAGAAUGUUACACGGGCAGCAGAGGGAGAGAGAGAAAGGAAGAGACAGAACAAGAAAGAGAGAGAGAAAGAGUGGGCAUUUGGGUGGAGGACGCUCAGUUCCACCAUUCAGUGAUGGACGCUCCAUUCCACCAUACCCCUUUCCUCCAGGUGUGUACCCACAUGCAUCGAGCAUGGCGUCUUGGCCCCGUGUUAUAAACAGUGGUAAACCAUGGGACUAUUACGGCCAUCAAAAAGAAAGGGAAAGAGAGAAAGGCCAUAAAAAAGAGCGAGAGAGAGAGCGAUACCGAGAAGGAGAUCAGAGUCCCUCCUCACAGGACCACAGAAGUGAAGAGGAGCGCCCGUCUCGACACAGAGAUCACACUCAUUACAGGAGAGAGAGGUAUCGGGAAAGCUCAGCAAGGGAAGGAGAGAGUGACAGACGUCGAGAGAAAAGACAAAGAGAGAGGAGUGAGCUACACCGAUCCUCUCGCAGUGGCAGCAGUAGGAGGCAUCAUUAUAGUGAUGACGCAGAUAGCCACAGGAGGCACAGGCACAAGCGCUCCAGACAUAAGCGAGAGAGCGGGGAACCCAGCGAGGAGUGCAGUGUGGAUCAGGAUAACCAGUCAGAGGUCCCUGAAUAAAUCCUUGACCAGUUGGUGAACCUGUUUGAUGACCAAUAGGAGGUAAAAGAUCACCAGUCAGAGCGACCAACUGCGGAGUGACCAACUGGUAAUCGUUUUUGACCAACCAAUGCCAAACACCAGCCAAUUUAUGUUACAUUUUUAGAUUUAAGAUUUAUUUCCUAAAAAAAAACAUCUUUAUGAAAAGUAAAGAAUGGCGCAAGGGGCGCCUCAUUUUUUAUUUAUGACUAUUAUUAUUUUUAAUUUAAAUAUUAUUAAUUUAUUCAUUUAAAAUUGCUGGAUAAUUUGGAAUGGUAUUUUUGUUGUUUCAAAUGUUAAUUG